AUGCCAUUGACUACACCUUCCGUACCUGUCAUUGUUGACGGUCACAAGUUGUCUCCAGAACAAUGCAAGAUUUACUACUGGGUCAUGAAAAAAAUGGAUAACAACAACACCACUCCAAUCUACACAUUGGUUCAUGGAGCCGCUGGAUCUGGGAAAUCUUUGCUUCUCAAAGCAAUUCGAAAUGGUCUUCAAGAGAAGUUGGGAUUGGACAGCUGUAUUUCGACAGCCCCAACUGCGAUAGCGUCCCAACUGAUCGGUUCCCGCACAAUCCACUCUACAUUUGUUUUGAAGUGGGGGAAACAUCGACAGGGAGAGAACAUCGACGUUGAAGAUUUCCUGGACGAAAUCCCAGACUACAAAAUGAACAUCCUCUCCCGGAUGAGAAAUUCUGAAGUUGUGUUAAUCGAUGUAAUCAAUUAUGUUAGUAAUGUUGACUUCGCGAGAAUCGAUCACUGCCUGCAGGAAGUUACCGGAGUUCGGAGACCAUUCGGUGGUCUUUCAGUUAUUGUCUUCGGAGAUUUUCAUCAAUUACCUCCAAAAGGAGAUUGGAUAUUCGAAGAUCUUCCCGAGUCUUUCAUCGAAAAGCAAAUGAAAGUGAUACCAAGCUCUUCGAAGUUGUGGAAUCUUUUCAAAAUUGUCGAGCUUCCAGAAUUGAACUACCGGCUUACUGAUGAAACUCAAAAAGACGUAUCAAUAGCUAUGAGACAUGGAGAUAACCAGGAGGGAUUGUACAACUAUUUGAAAGAUAUCUGCUCCAUUUGUUUGGACAUACACCAAACAAAAGAAAAAAUAGUAAAAGAAUUCCAACUACUCAGCCUAAGAACAGGAAGCGAAAAUAUUGCAGUACUGGCGCCAUCCAAUGACAUCGUAGACGACAUCAAUUUAUCGUUAGUAUCGUCUGAACAUAGCACAAGAAGAUUUCCCCCUGUUUAUUCGGCAGGCUUGGAAGACUGUAAAAACUGGAAUUCUGCACAACAAGACGUAUAUGUGGCUCAUGGUUCUCCGGUUGUGUGCACUGUGAACUAUGACGAAAAAAUCAAGAAUGGAGCAAUGGGGCAUGUGGUGGAUUUUAACGAUGAAACCAUUAUUGUAACAUUCUCCACUGGUAUCAUUGAUAUCCAUCGUCUUCCAUUCAAAGAAGGAAACCAAAUGUUCUUGCAAUUUCCACUCCGAUUGGGAUACGCACAUACCAUCGAGAGAGCCCAAGGCGCCACUUUUGAUGGAAUCAUUCUUGUUCGCAAUGAGACUUGGGAUCGAGAAGAAAUCAACAGCUGGAGAGAACAUCAAGACGGGUUUGGUGAGAUCUACACGGCAAUGUCAAGAGCUCGGGACUUCGAAAACUGUCGGAUCACUCCGAUGAGAUUUUUGGGUUGGGAUGUUUCUAAAAAAGUCGAGGAGGAAAUUACCAGAAUGAGGAGAGACUGCAGGGAACUUAUGGACUGA
Molecule: messenger RNA, 1443 nt
Organism: Caenorhabditis remanei
Lineage: Eukaryota; Metazoa; Nematoda; Chromadorea; Rhabditida; Rhabditidae
Exons: 6
Coding region: 1-1443 (480 amino acids)
Biological process (GO): DNA repair; telomere maintenance
Molecular function (GO): DNA helicase activity
Source: RefSeq, a predicted model, not a curated record